AUGACUGUGCCAGCACGUCGCGUCUCGAAAAGCCAUUCCGAGCAAGCAGCAGCCGGAUACUACACGGGCUCUCUCUUUGUCAACCGUUCGCAUGAGAUCCUGAUAUCCCGAAGCAACCAAGCAAUACCUAUUAAACCGGGAGAGAUGUUCCCGUCAGCAAACCUCUGGUCACAGCGGCCGGCCUUUGUGCCGGCUGUGCACCUCGGCUACAGACCUUGCAAAGUUCUUCGUUCUGGUCCAAUUCGCCCGAGUCGAAGGUUCAUCACAUCAUCAAGAAGAUGUCGGGGCAUCAUUGUGCAGAUGGGAAAAGAUCCGGUUCCUGUCUGUGCGAAGACGUUGUUCACAGAAGAUAUUGCUCGAGCGGAAUCACUAUUCGGAAAGUGCGUCUUUUCUGUGCCCAAAGGGACAGCAGCCAUGGCCGCCUCACGCGACGUGGAUAUGCCACUGAUCGCUCGAGCUUAUGGACACGUGCUUGCGAAAUCGAUUCUUGACACAAUCCCGGUAAAGCUCGAUGUAGAACGAUUAGCAAGCGCUUGCUUCUCAGCCACGGAAGGGCGAAACGAUCCCCUCCCCUUGCCUCCUUUUGUUUUUGAGCAGUGGUUAGCCUCCGUAAAAGGGUCCUCAAAGGAAUCCUCAAAGGAGUCCGCAAAGGAGUCCUCAAAGGUAGAGCAAACAGAUCCAAAACAGUUGUCAUUGCUUUCCGAGAUGUACGGACAUAUGCUCGGGCGUACAGUACGGCUGACUGCGUUCGAGCUCGACAGCAAGGUGCUUUCGGAGGCUCUCAAAGACAAGUUACGGGAUCCGAAGGCGUCAUUCCCGAUGGAUGUGGCGGAAUAUGACAAGAUGUUCAGUAAUUUGGAAGCGUGUGCUACAGCGGUGCUCGGGACGUCGAAUCUAGAUAGUGCCGAUCGGUUCUUCGAGCUGCUACGAGCGGAGGCUGAUGUUUCAGAUGCACAAGGGGACGGGUAUAUUUUGAGUGUGAACGGCAGUUUUGAAGCGAGUGGGGACAGAAGUAAGGCGGCAGACUUGACGCAAACGGUGCGCUUCGCAUGGCGGGUGAGACUGCUAGAUGGACGUUGUCUGUUUCUUCCGAACUUUUCCGAUGGGGAUGAGAAAGAACCGGAUUUCUACGAGGCAGGGAUGAACGGUUUGACACCAGCAAUGCAGAGUGUUCUCCUGGGCAUGCAUCCGGGGGAGACGCGGACGGCGUUCUUCCACCCUUACGCGGCUCUAGAGGUCCUGGAGAUGUUGAUGCCCGCUGAUCAAUUCCCACCGCAAGCUGGGGUUGUCGCGGAUGUUUAUCUUAAAGAAAUCGUGUAA
Messenger RNA from Chondrus crispus (carragheen), 1320 nucleotides. RefSeq lists its product as hypothetical. The transcript has a single exon. The record is from RefSeq and is a predicted model, not a curated record. Gene Ontology annotation, molecular function: peptidyl-prolyl cis-trans isomerase activity. NCBI's taxonomy places the organism in Eukaryota, Rhodophyta, Florideophyceae, Gigartinales, Gigartinaceae. The coding region runs from base 1 to 1320 and encodes 439 amino acids.